AUGGCAACAUCUUCAGAAACGCCUCUGCGGCGCAAGAGAGGCGUCACUAACUUUGUCAGAUUGAGUAAAAUGAAGAGCUUUCUUAAUCGAAAGAAGACUCCAACGGAGCCGCUGAGCGCGACGGAGGAGGCCUUCCAGGCGCUGUCAUCACCACCACCUCCGCCACCGGUUUCGCCUGGACUCAAGAAGACGCAAAGCAGAUGGAAGCGAAGCAAGAAGCAGGUCGAGGUGGCUCCUGAAGUCAACAUUGCACAAGUGCUGCCUCCUACCGAUGACUUUCGAACGAGCCUGUUGAUGCCAACAUUUGCGGCUCGGUUUAGCAUGCUGAGAGAGCAGGAUGAUCCGAACUCAUUACUCGGCAAGGCCAGCGACGACAGCGUGCUUCAGCCUAGGAGGCGUUCGCGAAUGGACUUCGGUGGACUUGGUGACAUUGCUGAGGUGUCGUCGAUCAAGAGCCAAGUGCGACCUCCAUUCGCAUAUGGCCGACAAGACUCUUUUGCUUCGGAGGAUGGAUACGCGAGCGAGAACGACUCUCACAAUGGCAGUGUGCUGAGCAGAGCACGUCCAGGCGAAGGCAACACCAUGUUUGGAGGGCGGCAAAAAGUCUACAUGAUUCCGAAGGCAGGCGCGAGCGCCAGCAGUCGCAGCCUCGGGAAGGUGCGGUAUGAGGACGACAUUGGCAUGUCAGCUUUUCAGAGGUACAAGCGAGAACUCGAGCAACAGGCGAUACAAGCGCGAACCUCCGACGAAGGACACAGCUUCGACUUUGGCCUCGAUCGCAUGGAACAUGGAGAAGACUACGGAUCACAUUCAAAUGCUCCCAAUGACUCGGCGAAAGAUCUUUCACACUCGCCGUCGCUUUCUUCGUAUGACAAGAAGCGCUCGACAAGCUCCUCGUCACACUCGGAAGCGCGGUCAUCUACGAUCGCUACAUCUGUUGCAUCACAGCCAGGAUCAAAUCUUGUCACAGCACCCGCACAAACGACCGCUCCUACACCGUCCGCUCCCCCAGCACUCAAGCGCGCAGAUACGAAGACACGAAGACUCUACGAACAGGGACUCGACCAGCACAUGUACGAACAGCAGGCUUCUGCCAUGACUCGACUAAACUCGAUCCAUCGGCAACGGGGUAUGGGCGUUGGCAAGCCGUCUCCUCCAGUUUUGCAUAGCACUAGGAGUGCUGGCAACCUCAACGAGAAGGCGCGGCAGCCAGUGUACGCAGUUCGACCGCAAAGCCCAGAAGCUCUGCUCACCAACUUCGGCUCGAUCAGAAAGCAGCAGCCAUCCAACACAUCAAGCCCGAAUCUGAGCGGUCCAGUCUCUCCUCUCACACCACAUUUCGAAGGCGGCAGUGACAUGGCGCUUACCCAAGCUUUGGAGCCCGGUGACCGGGGCAAGGCGACCGCUAUGGGCGCAUUCAACAAGCCCAAACAGUCGUUCGACGAGAACCAGUAUUUGGAGCGCCAGCGACAGCUGCAAAGGUCUGCUUCGAACGCUGCGGUGAAGAAACCGGCGGUGACACCAUCUGCAGUCCAACAGCGGAUGGAUCGCUUCGACUUGGAGAGGCAGCGCUCAGACUCUGACUUAUCGGCAAGGUCAAGAUCACGUCCAGCUGCGCCAGUCUCCGAAACUUCCAGCGCAUACAACGUGUUCCAGAGAGCGGCUCAAAUGAACACAACAACCGGUGCUCAGCAGUUCGACAAGUCGACAUUGCCAGACACGCAUCGGACGUUCUUCGGCAACAUCAGUGCUAGUGACAGCGAGGACGAAGAGGACAGUGUGCCACGAUACCCUCAACAGUCUCCCUAUGCGCAGCAGGACUACGGUUAUGGUGGGCACCACGGCAGGUGGCAACCGACGGCUCUUCCUUCCGUCUCUGAACACCCGGCACUGCGAUCUAAGAAGUCCAAGGCCAGUUUAGCAGAGGAAGACGAAGAUGCCGAGAUGAUGAACAUGGAUACCAACCACAACUCCGACUUCAGACUGCCCGAGCACCCAGCGUUCCGAAAUCCAGAACCUGACGUCGAUUCUCCAACUCUCGGUCCUGGCGCAGGCUCCACGCCACUGACUGGUAUGAUGCAUCAUUUGCGCCAGCAGAGCAAUGUCUCCUCUAUAACACAGGGCGAGGACAAGCGCUCUCUGGACGAAUCGCAUGAGAUGCCUGAAUUGCCAGAAGAAUGGGCACCGAAGGACCUGGAUCUCAUUCAUCGACCGAUACAGCCGCCUGGCGAUUCGGACUCACGCGUCGGCUCAGCUUACACCAGCUCCAAUCCAUUCGAUCUGGAGGAGAGGGACAAUCCGUCACGAACUGGGGAGCGAGUCAGCCGAGUAUCUAUCAGUCCAGUGGAAGGCCACCGACCGUACAACAACAUCGAUUCCCGCGGUCCGUCUAGAGCCGGAGUAUUAAGUCGGCAGUCCGAAGUUUCACAGCUGGAGCCUGAAGCGGAGGAGGGCAGCAGUUGGCAGAACGAGCUGCAGCGACAACACACCCGCGAUGCCAGCAACGCCACGCAGCUAGAGCGAGAUGCUUUCCAGGAAGAACUCGAAGCGAGGAAACUUGCUGCGCAAGAGAAGAUUCAGCAAGCAAUCAGCAAAAGCAGGAGUGCGAGUCCUGCACCGAGCGCCAGUGAUCGUCCAGGCUUCAGAGGAUUUGGUAUGCUCCGUUCGCGACCAAGCGGAGAGUCAGUCGCAGAGAACGCACAACGCCAGCAAGCUCCUCCCAAGGCGAUGAAGAUGCUGGGUCUUAGUGGCGGUGCUAGCAGCACCACACUCAACUCCCAGUACGAGCGUAGCGGGUACAGUCUUGACAUCAACCGGCAACGAGAUAUGUCAGCAACGAGGCCUCCAUUGCCUGACAAUCCACCACGCGCUAUGCAGCAGGCUGGACUGGAUGCGAGGCGGGAGUGGCAGGCACGCUCUCGCGAGAACAGCGUGACACAAGGGAGGCCGCCUUCAGGCCGUUCACCAGCUUCUUCUGCCGGUGCACGCAGUCGCGCGAACUCCGAAGCCGCUGGCGGACGAUCACGCAGCAGGACUGGGCCGUACCGUGAUGAUCUCGAGAAAGCCAUGAUGGAGGAUACGGGAUCGAGUGCAGCGGGCGUGCCGGAGGUUACUCCUAUGAUUCCUCAGGAGCUCACUCCACGCCCAUCUCCAGAUGUGCCUCAAGGUGCGUUCGAGCAGGGGCGAGCAAGGAGCAACAGCCGGCCACCAGUUCCAGGCUACUUCGACUCGAAGAACCUGCAACCUCAUCUAUCCGGUUCUCGCGAGCGACUGUCACCAGGUGUGCCUCCGCCUGUCACUCUGUCGCCCAACGUCUACUUCCCAGGACCACCUUCCGGGCGCCCUGCACCACCGUCGCCUUUCUCCUCACAUAUGACACCGCCCUUAUCCGGUGCCAACACACCCGUGUCCUCGACUUUCACUCCACCCACACCAGCUCCGCCAUCUUCUGGCUCGAAUCGCCCUAACAUCCCACUGCGCAAGAAGACCAUCUCGAAAGGCGACAUCUCCGAGCCAACCCUCAUCACGUCAACCUCCAACUUCGACACCGUCGACCUCCCCGAAGGCGCCUCCCUCAAAAACGGCAUGGAAGAACCUCCACCGCUUCCUCCCAUCAACCCCCGCCGCCGCGCCACCAAAGCCAUGUUCGGGCUCGUCUCGCGCAAGGACUCUGAAGACAGCACGUUAACCUUCGGCGCGCGAUCAAAGACGCCGGAUCCAUGGGUCGGCACCCGGCCGGUCGAAUCUGAGUACCAGUUCGAGCCGCCUAUGCUCGCGAACCGCAGUGGGAGCGAUGGACGAUCGCCGCGCAUGCCCGCUACGAAGCAGAGCUUCGAUCAGAGUGCAAGCAUGCGACAGAACGGCUUCGCGCCGAAUGCUGGAUCGCCUGAGCGGAUGGACAGGCCGCCUGUGCCGACUCAGCCAGCGGCCGCGGCGUAUGAAGGCGGAAUGUUUUAA
Molecule: messenger RNA, 3957 nt
Organism: Saxophila tyrrhenica
Lineage: Eukaryota; Fungi; Ascomycota; Dothideomycetes; Mycosphaerellales; Extremaceae
Exons: 1
Coding region: 1-3957 (1318 amino acids)
Source: RefSeq, a predicted model, not a curated record